Messenger RNA from Pecten maximus, 5818 nucleotides. RefSeq lists its product as uncharacterized. The coding region runs from base 486 to 1478 and encodes 330 amino acids. The record is from RefSeq and is a predicted model, not a curated record. Lineage: Eukaryota; Metazoa; Mollusca; Bivalvia; Pectinida; Pectinidae. The transcript has 2 exons.
CUGGUUCCUAUGGGACGGACAUGUAUUGUUCCAGUCUGUGGUAUUCUGUUUCCUAUGGGACGGACAUGUAUUGUUCCAGCCUGAGGUAUUCUGGUUCCUAUGGGACGGACAUAUAUUGUUCCAGUCUGUGAUGGUUCCUAUGGGACGGACAUGUAUUGUUCCAGUCUGCGAUGGUUCCUAUGGGACGGACAUGUAUUGUUCCAGCCUGGGGUAUUCUGGUUCCUAUGGGACGGACAUGUAUUGUUCCAGUCUGCGAUGGUUCCUAUGGGACGGACAUGUAUUGUUCCAGCCUGGGGUAUUCUGGUUCCUAUGGGACGGACAUGUAUUGUUCCAGUCUGCAAUGGUUCCUAUGGGACGGACAUGUAUUGUUCCAGUCUGUGAUGGUUCCUAUGGGACGGACAUAUAUUGUUCCAGUCUGCAAUGGUUCCUAUGGGACGGACAUGUAUUGUUCCAGCCUGUGAUGUUCUGGUUCCUAUGGGACGGACAUGUAUUGUUCCAGUCUGCGAUGGUUCCUAUGGGACGGACAUGUAUUGUUCCAGUCUGUGGUAUUCUGUUUCCUAUGGGACGGACAUGUAUUGUUCCAGCCUGGGGUAUUCUGGUUCCUAUGGGACGGACAUAUAUUGUUCCAGUCUGUGAUGGUUCCUAUGGGACGGACAUGUAUUGUUCCAGUCUGUGAUGGUUCCUAUGGGACGGACAUGUAUUGUUCCAGUCUGCGAUGGUUCCUAUGGGACGGACAUGUAUUGUUCCAGCCUGGGGUAUUCUGGUUCCUAUGGGACGGACAUAUAUUGUUCCAGUCUGUGAUGGUUCCUAUGGGACGGACAUAUAUUGUUCCAGUCUGUGAUGGUUCCUAUGGGACGGACAUGUAUUGUUCCAGUCUGCGAUGGUUCCUAUGGGACGGACAUGUAUUGUUCCAGUCUGUGAUGGUUCCUAUGGGACGGACAUGUAUUGUUCCAGUCUGUGAUGGUUCCUAUGGGACGGACAUGUAUUGUUCCAGCCUGCGAUGUUCUGGUUCCUAUGGGACGGACAUGUAUUGUUACAGCCUGGGGUAUGCUGGUUCCUAUGGGACGGACAUGUAUUGUUCCAGUCUGCGAUGGUUCCUAUGGGACGGACAUGUAUUGUUCCAGCCUGGGGUAUUCUGGUUCCUAUGGGACGGACAUAUAUUGUUCCAGUCUGUGAUGGUUCCUAUGGGACGGACAUGUAUUGUUCCAGUCUGUGAUGGUUCCUAUGGGACGGACAUGUAUUGUUCCAGUCUGCGAUGGUUCCUAUGGGACGGACAUGUAUUGUUACAGCCUGGGGUAUGCUGGUUCCUAUGGGACGGACAUGUAUUGUUCUUAUACUUAUUAUUACAUGUAAGAUAUACCCUAAGAUAUACCCGAUAUGUAUACAUAUACUUAAACACUGGAUGUUCAGUACUGAGAGCUGUUUUCCAUUGUAUGUUCAGUUCUGGGAGCUGUUUUCUACUGGAUGUUCAGUUCUGAGAGCUGUUUUCCAUUGUAUGUUCAGUUCUGGGAGUUGUUUUCAAUUGGAUGUUCAGUACUGAGAGCUGUUUUCCAUUGGGCGUUCAGUUCUGAGAGCUGUUUUCUACUGGAUGUUCAGUUCUGAGAGCUGUUUUCAAUAGGAUGUUCAGUACUGAGAGCUGUUUUCCAUUGGGCGUUCAGUUCUGAGAGCCGUUUUCUACUGGAUGUUCAGUUCUGAGAGCUGUUUUCCACUGGAUGUUCAGUACUGAGAGCUGUUUUCCACUGGAUGUUCAGUUCUGAGAGCUGUUUUCUACUGGAUGUUCAGUUCUGAGAGCUGUUUUCCACUGGAUGUUCAGUUCUGGGAGCUGUUUCCACUGGAUGUUCAGUUCUGGGAGCUAUUUCCACUGGAUGUUCAGUUCUGAGAGCUGUUUUCCAUUGUAUGUUCAGUUCUGGGAGCUGUUUUCUACUGGAUGUUCAGUUCUGAGAGCUGUUUUCCAUUGUAUGUUCAGUUCUGGGAGUUGUUUUCAAUUGGAUGUUCAGUACUGAGAGCUGUUUUCCAUUGGGCGUUCAGUUCUGAGAGCUGUUUUCUACUGGAUGUUCAGUUCUGAGAGCUGUUUUCAAUAGGAUGUUCAGUACUGAGAGCUGUUUUCCAUUGGGCGUUCAGUUCUGAGAGCCGUUUUCUACUGGAUGUUCAGUUCUGAGAGCUGUUUUCCACUGGAUGUUCAGUACUGAGAGCUGUUUUCCACUGGAUGUUCAGUUCUGAGAGCUGUUUUCUACUGGAUGUUCAGUUCUGAGAGCUGUUUUCCACUGGAUGUUCAGUUCUGGGAGCUGUUUCCACUGGAUGUUCAGUUCUGGGAGCUAUUUCCACUGGAUGUUCAGUUCUGAGAGCUGUUUUUCAUUGGAUGUUCAGUUCUGAGAGCUGUUUUCCACUGGAUGUUCAGUUCUGAGAGCUGUUUUUCAUUGGAUGUUCAGUUCUGAGAGCUGUUUUUCAUUGGAUAUUCAGUUCUGAGAGCUGUUUUUCAAUAGGAUGUUCAGUACUGAGAGCUGUUUUCCAUUGGAUGUUCAGUUCUGAGAGCUGUUUUUUAUUGGAUGUUCAGUUCUGAGAGCUGUUUUCUACUGGAUGUUCAGUUCUGAGAGCUGUUUUCUACUGGAUGUUCAGUUCUGGGAGCUGUUUUCCACUGGAUGUUCAGUACUGGGAGCUGUUUUCUACUGGAUGUUCAGUACUGUGAGCUGUUUUCCAUUGGAUGUUCAGUUCUGAGAGCUGUUUUCCAUUGGAUGUUCAGUUCUGAGAGCUGUUUUCCACCGGAUGUUCAGUUCUGAGAGCUGUUUUCCAUUGGAUGUUCAGUUCUGGGAGCUGUUUUCCACUGGAUGUUCAGUUCUGAGAGCUGUUUUCCACCGGAUGUUCAGUUCUGAGAGCUGUUUUCCACCGGAUGUUCAGUUCUGAGAGCUGUUUUCUACUGGAUGUUCAGUUCUGAGAGCUUUUUUCCAUUGGAUGUUCAGUUCUGAGAGCUGUUUUCCAUUGGAUGUUCAGUUCUCGGAGCUGUUUUCCACUGGAUGUUCAGUUCUGAGAGCUGUUUUCCACUGGAUGUUCAGUUCUGAGAGCUGUUUUCCACUGGAUGUUCAGUUCUCGGAGCUGUUUUCUACUGGAUGUUCAGUUCUCGGAGCUGUUUUUAUGUCAAUCUGUUGUUUAUAUAUAUAUACAAUGUAUACAUAUGUGUGUGCCAUUAAUUGUCAGAACACUUAAAUCAAUGAAUAUAGAUAAUAAAGACAUUUAAAUUCAUACUAUAUUUAACACUUCCAACAAUUUUAGAGAAUGAAAAAAAUUAGUGUUUCACUGUGAUUAAAGCUUGUAUCAUGUUAGUUGUGCAUGUGAAGACAGUAAGACUCCGCGUGGAUAUUUACUAGUAUGACCAAAGACAGCUAUAGCUGGAUGCAUUACUAAAUUAUUAUAUACAAUAAUGUAUUUAGAUAUUUUUAAUUUUGAUGUAUUUUUGAACUUAAGGAGCAUUUCAGUCUUAAAAGUUGGUUAUAUAUAAUUAAUGUGACUGUAUAUUUACGGGUAGCGGCAUGCAUUAGAUUGUUCUAUUUUCUCUCCUCUCUGUACACUGGCUAAUGUGGAUAACAUGGAGCUACCUUUCCUAUUUGGUUAUAUAAAGUGUCAUCCAGUUUGAGAUUUUUCAUAAUUCUCACUAGGAAAUGUAAACUCCAUGUUUUUAUCACUGCUAUUCCUAGGUAUACUGAUACCAUGUUUUUAUCACUGCUAGUCCUAGGUAUACUGAUACCAUGUUUUUAUCACUGCUAUUCCUAGGUAUACUAGGAGAGAGGCCAAUCACUAGGUGUAUUUGGGUAGGAAGAAAACACUAUACACAGUCAUUACCUUAUAGAAAACAUGUAUACAUGUAAUUAUUUAUCAUAUUCAGAGGAAUAUUAACGUCAUCAAAUCAUAAGGUUAAUGUUUUCCAAUGGUGUAACAGUUUAUAUUCUAAAGGAUCUGACCAAUCAAACCAACUUACUGAAGUCAACUGAACUGAAUGGCAUAAUAGUAACAUUGUCAAUUUGAUAUGGGCUUAUUUAUGUGGAACUUGAUUUAUAUGGAAACUAAUUACAUCAAUUCAGAGUUUUGUAAAAUAUGCUCCCUGUAUAGAGGACAUCUCUGGUAGAUAAUCCUUCUUUACUGCUGCAGAGUUGUGUUUAAAUUAAUUGAACAGAAACAAAACCUGUGUUGAAUUAUGUGUUAAUUGAAGGUUUAUUCUCGGAUAUUUGCCGCCCUUGCCAUGGAAGGUGAGGAUUGUACCGUCCCUCAUCCCUUGUCAUGACUGUAAUGUUAUAGAGCUUCUCUUCCUUCGUUACGGACAGGUAUUUGUGUCAUUAUAUCAAUCUUUCUGUAACAUUUGAGACAUAAUAUUUUGCUCCAUGAUCCUUAUCUCGAGGGAUCAGGCAUGUUAUCUGGUGUGUGGUUAUGGAGGGUAAAACUAGAGAUUACACUAACACUUGUCAGAAGGUACAUGACCAAGUGUAUCGGUUUUGUAGAUACAGUUUCAUUUUCGUGUAUCUGUCAAUUCCCUUGGCCAUGUACAUUUGUAGGUAAGACUUUCAUAUAAGUAGGCCAUGUUAUAUAAGUAGGCCAUGUUAUAUAAGUAGGCUAUGUUAUAUAAGUAGGUCAAGUUAUAUAAGUAGGUCAAGUUAUAUAAGUAUGUCAAGUUAUAUAAGUAGGCUGUGUUAUAUAAGUAUGUCAAGUUAUAUAAGUAGGUAAAGUUAUAUAAGUAUGUCAAGUUAUAUAAGUAGGCCAUGUUAUAUAAGUAGGCCAUGUUAUAUAAGUAGGCUAUGUUAUAUAAGUAGGCCAUGUUAUAUAAGUAGGUCAUGUUAUAUAAGUAGGCCAUGUUAUAUAAGUAGGCUAUGUUAUAUAAGUAGGCUAUGUUAUAUAAGUAGGUCAAGUUAUAUAAGUAGGUCAAGUUAUAUAAGUAUGUCAAGUUAUAUAAGUAGGCUGUGUUAUAUAAGUAUGUCAAGUUAUAUAAGUAGGUAAAGUUAUAUAAGUAUGUCAAGUUAUAUAAGUAGGCUAUGUUAUAUAAGUAGGCCAUGUUAUAUAAGUAGGUCAAGUUAUAUAAGUAGGCUGUGUUAUAUAAGUAGGCCAUGUUAUAUAAGUAGGUCAAGUUAUAUAAGUAUGUCAAGUUAUAUAAGUAGGCUGUGUUAUAUAAGUAGGCCAUGUUAUAUAAGUAGGUCAAGUUAUAUAAGUAGGCUGUGUUAUAUAAGUAGGCCAUGUUAUAUAAGUAGGUCAAGUUAUAUAAGUAGGCUAUGUUAUAUAAGUAGGCCAUGUUAUAUAAGUAGGUCAAGUUAUAUAAGUAGGCUAUGUUAUAUAAGUAGGCUGUGUUAUAUAAGUAGGCUAUGUUAUAUAAGUAGGUCAAGUUAUAUAAGUAGGCUGUGUUAUAUAAGUAGGUCAAGUUAUAUAAGUAGGCUGUGUUAUAUAAGUAGGCUGUGUUAUAUAAAUAGGUCAAGUUGUAUAAGUAGGCUGUGUUAUAUAAGUAGGUAAAGUUAUAUAAGUAUGUCAAGUUAUAUAAGUAGGCUAUGUUAUAUAAGUAGGCCAUGUUAUAUAAGUAGGUCAAGUUAUAUAAGUAGGCUAUGUUAUAUAAGUAGGUCAAGUUAUAUAAGUAGGCUGUGUUAUAUAAGUAGGCUGUGUUAUAUAAGUAGGCUGUGUUAUAUAAGUAGGCUAUGUUAUAUAAGUAGGCCAUGUUAUAUAAGUAGGUCAAGUUAUAUAAGUAGGCUAUGUUAUAUAAGUAGGUCAAGUUAUAUAAGUAGGCUGUGUUAUAUAAGUAGGCUGUGUUAUAUAAGUAGGCUGUGUUAUAUAAGUAGGCUAUACAUUAUAA